AGAGUGAAAAAGUUAGCUACGGCGUUUUUGCCAGCGAUUGGCCACUUAUAAGUAAUAAAUAUCAAAGAGAAGUGGCAUUACUUGGAGUCGCGACUGCAAAAAGAUUGGUUUUCGAAGCCGGACCCUUUAAUGAAAUGACUCUAAGUACAUUUUUAGGAGUGGAGGAUGAUUUUGCAACGCUGGCAUCAGGCUGUACCUACCUAGGCGCGUGUCUCAUUCAACUGUUGAUUUUUUAUUGGUAUAGCAAUGAAGUAACUGUAGAGAGUGCUAAAGUUAGCUACGGCGUUUUUGCCAGCGAUUGGCCACUGAUAAGUAAUAAAUAUCAAAGAGAAGUGGCAUUGCUUGGAGUCGCGACUGCAAAAACAUUGGUCUUCGAAGCCGGACCCUUUAAUGAAAUGACUCUAAGUACAUUUUUAGGAAUUAUACGAGCAAGUUAUAGUUUCUAUACUUUACUGAACAAGACUAAUUAGUAAAACAAAACGUAAAAGGAGUUACUGUAUUAAUAUUCUUGGCUGACAGUGUAGUAAGUACAGAGAGAUUUUAGUGUACAAAUCAAUAUAUCUACCUAAUAGCACAGAUUACUUAAUAGUUACUACGUCUAGUAGCUUCUACUUAAGUAUAGAUAUAGACUUCAAGUGACAAUUAAAUAAAGUUUAUUAAAAAAUGG
Chilo suppressalis (striped riceborer) is the source of this 667-nucleotide messenger RNA. NCBI's taxonomy places the organism in Eukaryota, Metazoa, Arthropoda, Insecta, Lepidoptera, Crambidae. The record is from the annotation of a GenBank genome assembly.